Molecule: messenger RNA, 2755 nt
Organism: Elaeis guineensis (African oil palm)
Lineage: Eukaryota; Viridiplantae; Streptophyta; Magnoliopsida; Arecales; Arecaceae
Source: RefSeq, a predicted model, not a curated record
AUUGCUGAACAGGAUGCGUUCAAGGCUUCUGCAAUAAAUGCUUCUCCAAGUCAUGCUCAAUCACCUGAGGUUUCAUCAAAAAAUGAUGUUACUGAAGUCAAUGAGACUGUAAAGAGUUUAACUGAGAAACUAUCAGCUGCUUUCUUGAACAUUAGUGCUAAAGAGGAUUUGGUGAAACAACAUGCUAAAGUUGCAGAAGAAGCUAUUUUAGGUUGGGAAAAGGCAGAAAAGGAAGUUGCCACUCUGAAGCAGCAGCUUGAAGCUGCAAAGGGAAAGAACUCUGCCCUCGAAGAUAAAGUUGGGCACAUUGAUGGAGCCCUCAAGGAAUGCGUUAGGCAGCUCCGACAAUCCAAAGAGGAGGAAGAGCAAAGAAUCCAUGAUGCCCUCAUCAAGAGAACCAUUGAAUUGGAGUCUGGCAAGUCUGAGCUUGAGAGUCGACUUGUUGAACUCCAAGCCCAGCUAGAAGCUAAAGCUGAAGCUUCCACUCCUAUUUACCAUGACCUCUGUGGAAAACUUGACGCUCUUGAGAAAGAGAACGUGGCUCUCAAAGAUGAACUACUUGCUCGUUCUGAGCUUCUCCAGAUGCUGACACUAGAGAGAGAGCUAAGUACUAGAGCAGCAGAAACAGCAAGUAAACUACACUUGGAGAGCACAAAGAAGGUGGCUAGGCUUGAAGCUGAGUGCCGAAAGAUGAAGGCUGUAGCACGCAGAUCGUCACUAACUAAUGAGCACAAGCCUGCUUCCAGAUCCGGUUAUGUGGAGUCAGUCACAGACGGUCAAUCAGAUGGUGGGGAACGGUUGCUUGGUCUGGAUAAUGAGCCAAGUUGCUCAGAUUCAUGGGCCUCUGCUCUAAUUGCUGAGCUCGAUCAGUUCAAGAAUGAGAAAUCUAGUGCAAGAAACCUCUCCCCUUCUGCAGAAAUUGACUCAAUGGAUGAUUUCCUUGAAAUGGAAAGACUUGCUGCAUUGCCUGAGGCUGACCACGGAAGCUCUAUUGAAGCUGAAUCUGACCAUACUGUUCCUCGAGAUAGCUCAUCUAAAGGUGAAGUUCAAGCUGUACGCCAGGAGAUGGCUGAGUUAGAGGAAAAGGUAGCAAAAUUGGAAAAUGAGAAAGUGAAAGUCGAGAUGUCUUCGAAUGAAACCCAAAAUCAGCUUAAGAUUUUGUGCGAUCAGCUGGCAGCAGCUGAGAAUAAGUUGGUAGAAUUGCAAAGGCAGCUAAAUUUGGUUAAUGGGGAAAAGCAUAUUCUUGGGAUAGAAGUAGAAAGUUUGGAGGCAAUGAGAAAUGAAUUGGAAUGUCAGCUUGAAUCAGCACAUAUGGAAAUGGGGAAUUUAAGUGGGAAAGUGAAUUCUUUGGAAGCAAAGGUUGAGAAAGAGAAGGCAAUAUCUGCAGAAUUAGCAGCCAGGAAUCAGAAUGUGGAGUUCCUGGAGUCAACGAGAAAGGAGCUGGAAUUUCAGCUCAAGUCAGCUCACGUAGAAAAAGCACAGCUAUGGGAGAAGGUGAACCUAUUAGGAAGAAAACUCGAAGAAGAGAAGGCAUCAUCUUUAGAACUUGCAUCUAGGUGCCAGAAUAUGGAGGUUUUGGAGGCAAAAAGAAAGGAACUAGAGUCACAGCUUCAGUCAGCUUAUUUGGAAAAAGAGAAGACAUAUGACAAAGUUGAUCUACUAGAAAGGAAAAUUGAGGAGGAGAGGUUGUUUUCUGCAGAAAUAUCAGCCAGAUGUCGGAAUUUGGAAGCCGGGGAUGCAAAGAAAAUGGAACUGGAAUCUCAGCUCAAUUCAGCACGUAUGGAAAUUAGAAAGCUAAAUGAGAAGGUGAGUUUAUUAGAAGGGAUAGUUGAAGAGCAGAGGAUACUCUCUGCCGAAUUUGCAGCUAAUGCAGAGGCGACAGAGGCAAAGAGAAAGGAACUGAAGGCACAGCUUGAGGCAGCACAUCUUGAAGUUCAUAGACUACUUGAGAAGUCGGGUCUAUUAGAAAAACAAGUUGAGGAGGAGAGGAUAUUAUCUCAAGAAUUUGCAACCAAGUGUCGGGAAUUGGAAAAUGAGGUAUCUUGGAAGAAGCAGGAAGAUGAGCUCCGUCAAUGUGUGCACUCAAAUGGAGAAUUAAAGAUCAUACAGGAGAAAGAGCGAGCUCUAGCUGCUAGGAAGUUGGCCGACUGUCAAAAGACAAUAGCUUCUCUUAACCGGCAGUUGAAAUCAUUAGCAUCAUUAGAUGAUUUCUUGCUUGAAGCCGAGAAGCCAGAUUUAAAUGGAGAUUCACUGGAUCAUAGAGGCUGGAAUUUCAAAACUUUUUAUUCGAGCAGUUCUCCAGAAAACUUUGGCAGUUCUGUUCUGUCCAAUGGUAAAGAUAAUGAUUUCCCAUCUUCAUCUGCUUUGCAUGGGUUUCCUGAGCUUUUAAACCUAAGUGGAAGUAAUAGCCAUAUGGAAAACUAACAGAAACGUAAAAGGAGUUACUGUGCUGUGUAUAACUGGUAUAUGUUAUAGGAGAGUGUUAUACCAUUAACUUUAAUUGGGCAAUUUAUAGGUGAUUUUUCUGUUAUCGACUCCUAAGAAAUAGCAGGUGAAAAAUGAAGAUUGAAGAAUGGUAACUCAUAUGUUCUUGUGCAUCUAUCUUGUGAUGGUAUUUGGUGGUGGGAUGAAUUUGUGAAUAGGUGACCUAGCUAGCCAGGUGUCUGUACUGCUUGUGAGCUGAGGCGUUUCUGCUUCACCAGUGGGAAUGGUAACAUAUCUUGAAUAAACUGAUUAAGCAAGUUUGCAAUAGUCA